CUCCGUGAUCGGUGUCGUCCCUAGCUAUGGACCGAAGUGCGUGUGAUCUUUGAUCCGAUUGUCGGUAGACGUUUGACAUAACCUUUUUCGUGGCACUCUAUGACUGUCGUUGGUUCUGUGGUAUCUGUCAGAAACAACGUGCUUUUAGUGAAAUGAAAUUACUCCAGAAUUGGGAAAUGAAAUCGAUGGCAACAUAUAACGGGAACUAUCAUUCACGAUGAAAUGGGCUGAUGAGGCAUCUUUGACGUUGACCACUUGUUGGCACUGUUUCCUUCUUGGAUGUUGGUUCGGUGCAUCAUUUGACUACGAAGAUGGGUCAGGCAGGUGGAAAUGUACCCAAGCUUGAAAUCACUCGUUGUUGGAGGUGAAUUGGACCCUCUCACCACACUGGAGGUGGAUGUGGACAUUCACUGUGUGCCAGAAUAUUGUUCGGAGUUGGGACGUAAUCCCUGACGGAGGAAUGGUGGAGGCUCUCUGAUCCGACAGUCCCCGCUAGAUCAUACACUACAGGAGAGACUACCUUAAUAACGGUAUACGGUCCGGCGAACUUUGCAGCCAGUUUAGCUGCGAAACUGUCGACAGCGGAUGAUAACGGAUUUGUGCGACGGAGAACUUUGUCACCUACAUGGAAGCGAACUUCUCUACGGCGUAGGUUGUAAUGAUGAGCCUGCUGUUCAAAAGCCCUGUACAAGCGAGCUUGCACAAACUCAUGUGCUUCCUGUAGGUGCCGGAUUUGUUCUGUACGGAUAUCGAAAGCCUUCUGCUGGUCUUCUCCCCAUUUCCACCGCUGUUUCUUCUUGAGCAGCAGGGUUAGCGGAGAAACUACAUUGGAGAAAUUCUCGAUGAAUCGACGGUACCAGCUCGCAACACCCAGGAAUCGGCGUAACUCUCGGACGGUCUUGGGAGCAGGAAAUGACACUAUGGAUGCCACUUUAUCCGGAUCCGUACAGAUGCCUUCGGAAGUGACGACAUGUCCCAGGUACUUCAGAGACUUCCGGACAAACUCACAUUUGUCGGGAUUGAGACGGAUACCUUACGAGACUCGGCCAAUCUCUCCACCUCCUCGAUGAAGCCGCUCACACUACCUGUGCCACCAAAUGAAAUAUUCCAUUUGUGGACAGGAAUGGUUGGCACCGGUGACGGUCGAGGUUCCGGCUCUAAUGGUACUCUCUCUCUGGUCAUGGUCCUGCCAGAGCUCACACAAGAUGUAGGUGUACCAGUAUGUGAGACAUCAGCAGCUGUCAGAAGAUUGACCCCAUCUCCAAGAUCAAUCAGGGAUGUGUCAGCUCUUUCCGGUUGGAUCAGGGACAUCCCAGGUGAACUGGGAACCUCCACAUCCAAGAGGGACCGUUCCUGCUGACUGGAUGGCUGUCCACGGGUGUUGCUACUACUCAGUUGCUCCAGCGUCUCCAAGGCCUUAGUUGUAGUCGCCUUCAGUUGUUCGAUCAGUUGUAACUGUGCUUCAUCGGAAGUGACAAUAAAGUUCAGUCUUCCCUGAA
Molecule: messenger RNA, 1499 nt
Organism: Coccinella septempunctata (seven-spotted ladybird)
Lineage: Eukaryota; Metazoa; Arthropoda; Insecta; Coleoptera; Coccinellidae
Exons: 7
Coding region: 971-1360 (129 amino acids)
Source: RefSeq, a predicted model, not a curated record